AAUAAAUCGCUUUUCAGCUUGCUUCUUUAGUUUUUCUUGCGAAGGAAAAGGUUCGAAAAAGUUCAGUUAAAAGGAGCACUUUAGCAGAAAAAUGCCCUUACCAGCCAGAAUAGGUAGACCUCAUGAGGUAAGUAAACGUUUAUUAACCCUUUUUAUCUCCAACGUUGGUUUUUACCGCAAAAUAGUAAAGACGAUUUGUGACACAGCUGUUGAUGGUCGGUACCGCUAAAACUAAAUGUGCUCUUUAUUUACCAUACAUUCAUUCAUUUGUACACACAAAACCCCUUUUACAGUACUACAAGGCAGGAGAUCAAGAAAGCUAAAUCCUCCGCAGGUUUUAAUAUAAGUUUAUUUUCAUUUGGAAAAGAGCUUUUUUAACAGAGUUUAUCUAUAGUACUGUUAUAGUUAAAUAUAGAAAAAUUAGGAAAAGGUAUGUGAGGCAUAAACUAUGGAUAUAAACUACAGGUACUUUCAAACUGCAUCAAAAGUCAAUUCCAGCUUUGGUGCUCUAACCGGGAGAUCGGGAGAUUUGAACACUGCCCCCCACCCCCACCUUCACUCUGGGCUGAACCCCGGAUAUAAUAAUUAAUUUCUAUUGCCUUAGAUGGCAAAUUCCCUGGGGCGGGACUCUUGAGCUGUCAAAUCAUCCCCUGGGGUGGGGACAAAAAAGAGAACAAAUGCCCCGUCCUCCAUGAACACUGCAACACUUUUCAUUGACCGCAUUGUUGAGUAGUGCCAUUUUAAGCAUUUUCAAUGUGCGAUUUUUUGUUUCAGUUUAUGUCUGCCUUUGUAAUAACACUAUUCUAAUAAUAAUUAUUUAGACUUCACGCCAAGAUGACACCAGUUUAUGGUUUUAGUAUUAUUAUAAAAUUAUUCACAUUACAAUUAAUAUCUCUGCUUAAGUUUUAGUUUUAUCAACUUAAUUAACUGAUUGUUAUUUAUUUCAUCAUUACUAUAUUACAAUUAUUUAUUACCUUAUUUGCACAUAUCAUUUAUUCAUUUUUGUUCUUGCACUUUGCACUGGAAUUUGGGUUUUACCAUCAAAACCCUGCUUAUUUUCCUGAAAUAUAUCUUUAAGUUUAUUUUUGUAACAGCUCAACCAGCUUCAAAUGGCAUUUUCUGGCAGAAUUUAAGGCCAAGUCAGAAAAUGUUAUUGCUUACAUGAUAUAGUGGUAUAAGAGGUAGAGUCCAAGUGACCUUGGGUUCUAGUCUUGCCUAAAUUGUGUCUUUGUUGUCUUUCUUUCCCUUAUUUUUUUCCUUUGGCCUGUUUUCCGUUUAUUCCUACUGCUGUUUGACCUUUAACCUGAACUGUAUUCUUGAGAUACCGCAAAAUUAAUUCACUUAAUAUUUCUAGUCUGUAAUAGUAUGUUGUAUUAUUAAAUUUUCUCUUCAUAGAAUCCAGCUGUAGAACCCAUGCAGGUUGAUGUAUCUCCAGAGAGUGAUAACACUCCUCACGAAGAUAAUUUUAUAAUUGAGUCUGCAACUUUGGUGAGUUUUUGUGACUACAUGGUGUGUACCGUAACUGAGAACGUACGUAUAUGAGUGCUCGUGCAGCUAAAGACAGUAAUCUCUGUCUAAGAUGGGCACUGUUCAAAUUGUUGAGCUAAGACUGGAGAAGUGUUUGUUGUUGUUGUUGUUGUUGUUAAAAAUGCUGCUACCCCAAGACUUUUGUCCCUGAUUGUUGUUGUAUCCAAUCUAGGGAAAGGAAAAGUUAUUAUUUUGUUCGGUAUGUUACUGUAAUGCAAGACAAGUUCAAUACUUUUCACAGUCACCCUCUGAUGACCUAAAAUAUUUAAAUAAUGGUCACCAACUGCAUGUAUAACUAUAACAUCAUCUGAUUGUUGGCUAAGUUCUAACUUGUCUUUGAUCAAAAUGACUGCCAAGGCUUAGCUGUCACAAUUCAAGAGGUUUAUAUGUACAGUACUCAAGGUUUUAAUAUCGAGAUAACCAGGGUGAAGCUUAGGUAUAUCUUUUGACAUUAAUAUUAAUCUCACGUUAACUUCAGUAACCUGCAUAGCAAGCAUUUCCAAGCCAGUUAUUGUGGGAAUGUAAGAACAGGAGCAAAAAAAAUGGAAGGGGAGAAGAGGAAACACUUGCCCGCAAACCCCAUGAUUCUGGAGAACGCCCCUUGAUAUUUCACACUUCGGUUCAUUUGCAAAUUGACAGCUUGUCAAGGUAGACACCAGUAUAACAAACAGUCCGAACAGAUUACCAGAGUUGUAAAAUUUACUUUGUUCUCUAAUAAAACACGCUCCACGCAGUUGCAAAAAUUGUAAUCAAGAAGCUUUACAAUGAAAGAAGGUUGAAACUCUGAGCGAUUGCUGCAGAAUUUCCAGUUGUUUUUUAUUGUCAAGUUAAAUUUGGAACUUUAUGAGUGACCUGAACCACUAGUUAAGAAAGUUGUUGCCGCCUCUUUAUAAGAGCAACUAUAAUCUAAGGCGUGCGCGCACUUUUACUUUGCCGCGUUGCAAGACAGUUUUUUUAUGGCCUCUGGGAGAAUUGUAAAUAAUUUUUAGGUUUCUUAUUAUACGUUUUUAGUCUUAGCUAUUACAAUUAUCACUCUUUUUUACAAUUAUUAGUAUAAAUUAUUACCAUUAUGUAAAUACACAAUUCAGCUUAUGCUGCAAUGUAUUUAAUAAAGUACCUACCUACCUACCUACCUAUGUGGCUUUAUCUCAUCUGAGACCUUGUCAAAACAUUGCAAAGAAAUGAUUUGUACAGAACAAUAAUUUUUUUAUUCACUCCGCCAUCUACGAAUUUUGCAGAAUGGCUGCAAUCUGACCUCUCUAGCCCUUGUCGAAAAGUUCUUGUCAAAAAGAAUCUUUUCAUUUCAAAAAGUUGACAUAUCACUUGUCCAUGGCAUCGUGAGCUUGUGUCGAGUACCAAUUUUCUGAUUUAAGUUUAUGUUAUCUCCAACAAACAGUCCAUUUUUCCAGUCAGAUCCGCACGCCGUCGUUUGCAAUAAAUUUGCCAUCACUGAUAAACCUUUGCACAAACAUGAUUGAAAUAAAUAUCAGUCCAAAGCAUUUUUUAUCUGCAACCAGAGAUCAUUUCAGACCAGAUUUGUGACUUACGUAAACAAAACAUACUGGGUUUGAGUGAUGUAUUGAUCACUAUUAAUCAACAGUACCAGCACCGCACCAAUCAGAAGCUGCGUUCGUGGGCAAACACAGUUUUUCAAAAUUGUGGGGUUUUUGAGGCAAACGUUUCCUUCUCUUCCCCCACCCAUCAUUUCUCUUUUUUACUCUUGUCCCAACUUUGUCGACGAACUCGUGCAAAACGCUUGCUAUGCAGGCUGUAACUGAGAAUGGAUUAGAAAAUGACACUGGCACACAAUAUUUUUCAACUUGCCAUGGCAGCCAAAAUGGUCACAGUUUUGGUUGCUGAGUCAUUUUUAAAAAUGUAAAUCGUUAUCUUUUUUGAAUUUUAAUGUUUGAUCAAUUUUAAAAGAAAAAUCAACUAUAAAAAAGGAACAUGACGUUUCAAUGACUCAUUUUAUCAAAUUAAUGAAAAAUUAAUUUUUUGUUGUCUUUCUUGAAUUUUAAUGUUUGAUCAAUUUUAUUAAGGGUAAAACAGAACUUAUGGCUACAUUUUUGCACUUCAACUUUUGUUAUUCCAGGAUCUUGAUGUUUAUGCUUCUAAUUACACUGGCCUCACAAAGCUUAACAGAUUACUCUUUGUUGCUAAGCACUGUCCUGCCCUUGAAGUUGAUGCCCUGAGGUAAAAAAAUUGCUUAUUUCUUUUAAUUCCUUUAAGUUAAUAUAUUUAUACAAUAUGUAAUAAUAACACUAUAUGUAAAUAAGACAACAAUAUUUUACAGUUAUUUGUAAGUUGUUAUGCAUCACUUGAUCUUAUCAACCCCACCAGGCCUACAAUCCUUUCUUUAAAGUUUCACAAAUAGUGGGUUACAGUCACAUGGUGACUGAAUUGAUUCAAUUUGUUUUGAUGUAGGUUUCAUUGGCCUUGUUCUCAAAAAUACACAUUUUGGAGGAUGUUGCUACACUGCACUCAGCUGAUGCUAUUAACCAAUACAUCAGGCAAAACUAUCCAGACUAGAACCCAUAUUAUUCUGUAACUAGACUAGUAUUAAAGCUGAGGGCUGUGUUUUAUUAGCACUCAGUGGCCCCUGCAGGCACCUUACUUUUGCUCUUGGGCUAUUAGGAAAUGUUAUUUUUUUCGUAGAAAUCCCAAGUUGGGCACCCUGGAUCUCACAGGUUCAGAGAAUUGGGCUAAUCCCUUCAAUUUUUCUUAGAGCGCAGCCCUGAACUUUGUUUUUCAAUGGUUUUAGUGCACAUUUCAUAAUAAAUAAAAUGAAAAAAGAUCUCUUUAUGUAUAUUUUGCUUUGGCAAAAGGCAGCACUGUAGAGUUGUUGAUUGUAAUAACAUGAGUUAACUUUCAGGAUAGCCUUGAAUUAUGUCAAACAAACAUUCAAUGUGCAGUUGUACCAGGAGAUCAUCACAAGAAUGACUGAAGCCUGGUUAGUAUGACAGGCUACUUUGAAUUCAUUUAUUUCUAUGUAAAAUUAAAAUGUUAACAUUUAUUUAUCUCCUGAGAAUUCUUGUACGCAAUCAUGUACAUGUAUACGGUAUGGGACAGAAUUAUGAAUGUUGUUAAUUACUCAAACUGAACAGUGAAAAUCUUUAGAUAUCUUUUUACCUGGAAAAUGGACUGAAAGAGUGCUGAAGGAACUGAAGUACAUAGAAUUAUUAUUAUUGUUAUCACAAUGUUAAAAUGUUUCUUGUCUUUCAGCUCUCGAAGUGAACUUGAUCCUCCUCCCAUGGACACAACAUGGAUGGAGACUACAAGCAAAAAGGCUGCAUUAAAGGUACUAAACUCAUGCAAGCCCUGCUAGGCUGCCUUCCAAUUCAGGCUUCCCCAUCACCAUCUUUUUCAGUAUUUAUACAACCUGUAAAUUAUGUGACAAAAACAAAUAAAUCAAUCAAACCAAGAUGAGCACCUGCACUUUAACUACAUGUUGCUGUUGUGAGAAAAAUUCAUUUUCCUUCAGCUUGCUUACUUAUUAUAAGGUACAUAAAUGAUAAUCUCUGUUUCUGACAAUCUUCAUCAAAAUAUGCUAAAACCAGGGGACAUGUGCAUGGUGUAUGCCAUCAUUAUCAGGGCCAGUUUGAUCAAACCUGGGUUAAGAUAACCCAGGGUUAGUGCAAAAUUUGAAUGCAGAUAUGAAAGCUUAAAAAGAACAUUCAGUUUAGUAUCUUGGGAAAUGCUUUUGAACAAACAAAAAAGAAACCGGAACUAAAAUUUAACCCCGGGCUAGUGCUAAUUGGCCUUUGAACAACUGGGUCCAGAUCUGUAAUUUCCAUUUUUUUAAGUUGUUGUUUUAAAUCACCUUUCUACAACUUGUAUACUGUAAUGAUGCAAAGUGUACACUGUGUGUGACUUUUGGUAAAAGCAGAAACUCAUAAGGGGUUGAAACAUGUAACUCUCAUAUGUUUGCUUUGUCCGAUGCUCGUGAUUAUUCAUUUUCGAAAGUACCAUAUUUGGAACGUUUAGAAGAGAUAACUGACCAAUCAACGUAAUUUUCCUUCAGGUCCCCGCGCCCGCUUAAAAAAAUGGCCGACAAACUGGAGGAAAAACUCCCGAAAGCCGAGAAAGCUUUCAAAGGUUGAAACCAGGAAUAUUACCGAAACACUGAGCAGGAUAUUAUUGCCUUACCACCCGCGCCAAACGUAACAUUAUGAAACCCAUUGAUGGCCUCAGCUCGCAACUUCUUGAAGUUGUCACUUCAAAAAACGAUGCCUCGUUGACCCUCUGCAUAGUAAACUUAUACUGCAAAUAGGCUUUUAAAACUCUUAUGUUAAAAGUCUAGAAUAAACAGUGAAAUUAUUUUCUAAUAAAAUUCAUUAGCUGCGUAUCGAAAAGUGUCCAAAACCUGAACCUGACAUCUUCGCAAAAAGUGAUGCUUGUAAUGAAUGUGAGAAGCAUUUUAAAAGCUUAAAUUAAACUUGGAUGUUGUAGUCACGAUUGUGUUUUGAGCUAAUUUUAUGAAUGAACAAACUCAAAACAAUAGACGGAGAAGCCGUUUCUUGAAAAUUUUUAUUCAAAGUCCAAAAAGUUAAUCCUUUAAAGCAAGUCGGAAAACAGUAUCUGGAUCGUGGAUCCGUUCACAAGUAAAAUCGGCUAAGCACGUGGCAAAAUUCAACACAAAAUCCAUCUCAAAUCAGGGCACAUUUUGUAAUUUUUCUUUAGCGCCGAAGACAAAAAUUUAUAAAAUGUCUAUGAAACAUUUAAAAAUACAUAAAUUCGCUUUCAAAAACGUAAUUGUCUUGGCCAUAGAGUGCAAAAUGUACCUGAAAAUUCAGCAAAAAACUUCGCUGACUUGUUGGUUGCAUUUCAAAACAGACCAUGGGCUCCGCCGUGAAGAAAACAAGGUUGAAUUCCUCAAAGGACGGUUUCUUGAUCAAAAGCUUCCCUUUCUCCACAAAAAGAAAGCUGAUCAUUCUUUUGAACUUUCUCUUUCCGUUUUUUGUCUUUUAACGGUAUAUUUUUUAACUUUGAAAUACAGAACUCUUGUCUUAAAACAUCUGCAUGGUGAUCGCGCAGCAGCCAUUUUGUUGAAACUGGAUAUCCGUCACUAAGGUUUCCAAAUAUGAUAAAAGUGAAUAUUCACGAGCAUUGAACGCGAGUUACACGUUUCAACCCCUUGUGGGUUUCUGGUAAAAGACAAUGAUAUUUAAAUUGAUGCCUCGUUAAUGUGAGAGCAAGCUCUCUCCUGUGCAAAGAAGAGUAUUGCUACACAUAAAUUUUAAUCUUUCAUUUUUAAAAUAAUUUUUCUGUACUUAUAGCUUGAGAAGCUAGAUACAGAUUUGAAAAACUAUAAGAGCAACUCCAUCAAGGAAAGUAUCAGGUAAUUAUAAAAUAAAUACAUUUUAUUAUUAAAUUACUAAUACAGUGUACAUGUGUUUUAUUGAUUUCAGGUAAAAAGUGAUUUAAACUAGCUCUACCUUAAUUUUCUUUUGUCCCAUAAUUUGUAAUAAGUGUUUCCUAAAAUGCACAGUAAUUGCAUAAGUCAUUGCAGUCAUUUUAUUAUCACAAUUUCUAUCACUUCAUUAUUUUAUUAUUUUAUCCUAAUUCAAGGAACUUUAUGUUUGCAUAAUUACCUUUUGUUAAAUUUCUUCUUCUUUUAGACGUGGGCAUGAUGAUCUUGGGGACCACUUCUUUGAGUGCGGAGACUUAAAGUUAGUUACAAAAAACAAAGAAAACGUAAUCGUAGUUAUCAAAAUGAUAAUUUUUAACAUGAAUACGCAGAGGUAUUAAAAUUUUGUUUCUUUUUGCCAUUCUAGAGUCAUCUGACCUAGAAAACUAUUGUGAUUUGAUCUCCAAACUUAAUAAAUGUAACUUCCCAAAUAAUAUUUGGAGGUCAAAGUUUUUCUUAAUAUCUGACUAUAAUAUUAAAACUUCAGCAUAUUACCACAGGCGGGCCAGACGUAGUAUGUGUCACUGAAUAAAUGUAUAAAUAUUCACAUGGACAAAUAAUUUGUCCAUUAAUUAUUAAUGCUAUGAGUCGUCGAAACUCCAAUGAACUAAAAUAGUCCAAAAGUCAAAAUAUAACAAAACAAAGCUAAGAUACAUUUAACUGAACGUAUCCUUGUCUUUCCUGGCCGGUUAAAGUGGCAUUUUGUUGAGUUUUGCAUGUUCUUUAGUGGAUAGUACCUACAAUAAUUGCAAAACUCAACAAAAUGCCACUUUAACCGGCCAGGAAAGACAAGCAUACGUUCAGUUAAAGGUAUCUUAGCUUUAUUUUGUUAUAUUUUGACUUUUGGACUAUUUUAGUUCAUUGCAAUUUCGACGACUCAUCGCAUUAAUUUGUCCAUGAGAACAUUAAUAUAAAUUAUUCAUUCAGUGACACAUACUAUGUCUGGGCCGCCUGUGAUAUUAGAUGCAAGUUAGUUACUUUAUUUAACCAGAGUAUCAGAUUCAGCUGCAAGGCUGGUUUCCAAGGGAGCCCUGGUGAAAAAAGAUGUGUACAAUUUGUUUAGAUAGUUGAAAGGAAAAAAUUCUUAGGGUAAAAUAAAAAAGAAUCUCAAGAAACCUUAAUCAGUAUUUGCUGGAUUAGAAUUACAAUAUUAUUAUAUAAUGAAAGUCUAGUUACAGAGUAAGUCAAUAAACAAAGUGUGUGUUGAACAAUAGGGAAUAAACGCUAUAAGGUUUCAUAUUUUGAAACUGUCUUUGUUUUGUUGUCCACUUUAAACAGCAAUGCACUGAAGUGUUACUCCAGAGCAAGAGACUACUGUAUGAGUGCAAAACAAGUUGUUAAUAUGUGUGUUAAUGUAAUCAAGGUAAGCAUAAUUUCUUACUAACAUGUUAUACAGAAAGUUUAUCUAUUUUAUUUUUCCAUAGGAGUUUGAGUGGUAGACCUAAUGUAUUAGUGUUCAGUUAAAAGUGCAAAUUACUUAAGUUCAAGGAAAGUAAUUUGCCAGUAUUGCUUCUCUAUCUGGCAGCAAUGCUGGGUCAAUACAGUCAGCACCAUGUCAGUGGACUGGUGCCCAGGGUUCCCAGGCCCUCUCUUCUUUCCAUUCCCUGCAGUGGUAGAAGAAUGUAGAAUUAUUAUCUUUGGUUUGUACUUGGCAGGUCAGCAUUCAUUUGGGCAACUGGUCACAUGUGUUAAAUUAUGUCAACAAGGCUGAAAAUACUUCUGAAUUGGCUGAGGUAAGUACAUUCUAUCAGCUGGUUAUAGCUGAUACAACAGGCAGGCAGCAUGUUCCAAAGCAAAUGGAGGCAUCAACCACUGCAGUAGGCAAUAAUAAGUUGGUGGAAAUAGGAUGACAACGGUCUGUUCUGUCAUUUCAAUGUAUUUAAUGCAUAUUUUUCUAUCUACUUGUGUAAUACAUGCUGUAAGCUAUGAUUUAAGUUAUAAUAAUGAUAAUUAUUUAUUCAAUUUAUCUUCAGCAACUUUUUUCUGAUUUUUUCGUAUUUACAUUGUUUUAUGUAUUUAUUUAAUAUUAAUUUUGUGCUUGUUUAUGUCACUUUACUUUUUUGACAAAGUUAUAUCAAGUUUGUUGUGUCAUACAUUAUUCACAGCAAAAAGACAGACGUCCAAACUUGGUGACCCUCACAAGGCUGAAAUGUGCAGCAGGUAUCACAUAACUUAGAAAUCAUCUAUUUUUAUGUACUUUGUUUAGUCAGAACACGCUUGUAUCUGUUUAGAUGCCCAGUGCCAUUCUCAUGUUGAAAGUGCAAAUGUAAGCUAAGUAUGGCAGUCAUAUUGUGUUCUUGGGACAAGGAAAGGUUCGGUGUAGUGAUAAUUUUUCUACUCUAAAAGGCUAACAGUGGUCCCCACAUUUUUCUCACUCAUGGAGCUUGUGAACGCAGAGGAGUCACGACCGGGAAUACUCAUGCGUCUGUGUUCACAAGCUACGAGGAUAGUUUGGCCAGCAUAAAGUACAAACAAGCAUAAAAAAUUUAGCACGCAAGGAAGGUGACAUGCGCAGGUGGCGAUUUUCACCCGCGCGCACUUGAGUAUUUUGCUCGCUCCAGAUUCCUUGAGAAAAAUUAGGGACUACUCGUAAUGACGUACUCAAAUAGACCCGCCCAAAACAGAGUCAGGAGAGAGGUUCAAAGACAGGAUUCAAAAAUAGUUUGAGACCAACUGCAUCAGUGACCUUUUAGCUCCACCAUGUAUUGUUAUCUCGAUUCACCAAGAUAGAUACUUAGAAAAAUAAAUAAAUAAAUAAACUUUAAAUCUUCCAAGCCAACAUACGACUUUCCUUUUCUGUGUUUUGAUAUUGUUAUAUAGUACAAUGAUUUGUAUCCGUAGGUCUGGCUGAACUUGCUACCAGAAAAUACAAACCAGCUGCCAAGAAUUUCUUGCAGGCAUCCUUUGACAACUGUGAAUGCCCUGAGGUCAGUGAAAUACGCUAUAUCAUGAGAACAUACAUUUGCUGCUACGCGAUUCUCGUCUCGCGGGAAACUAGACGCGACUGAUAACUUACUUUUGAGCGGUACUGUAGUGCUUACAGACCACAAGUAGUCCCUUCUAUUUCUCUCAGGGCUGGAUAUCAGAGUAAACGAGAACCGGAAAGCACGGGCCGGGAAUGGCCUCCCUCCUAAGAGGUGCUAAAAGUCCGGGCAGUCAGUACUUUCCCGCGCUUCUUGCUCUACUUCAGUUCCCUGAGAAAAGAUUUGGGACAUCUAUAUCUUUUCGUUGCUGUCUAUAUAGCGAUAGUUGUAACGUUUCAGUAAUAAUGUUGAUAAAUACCUAGCCUCAGGGGCACCCAACGGCAAUUUUCGGGAAAAUAUCUGUUCGGAAGACGAUUUGAGAACUAGAAUUUUCGGAACAUUUGUUGUAAAAUUUCUUGCUUGCCUGCCUCUCCUAGGAUUUUCGAACAUCUACAAAAUGGUAUAAUUACCCAUUUUAAACGGAUAUUUACCCUAAAAAAGGCCACCUAGAAUUUUCGGGAGCCUUUUCGUGGCUGAAAUUUUCGAAAAGGUAAGUUUUGAUCCCUAUAAUUUUCGGAUCACUAGACUUUCAGCUAGGAAAUCCGAACAGAUGAAAAGUUUUUAGGGGAUAAAAAUAUGCCUAUAUCUACCGUUUAAAUACUAAAAUACGUUCAACAAUGCUAUGUUAAGCGGUUUUGAACUAUAUCCUCGUUGGGUGCCCCUGUAGCCUGCGAAUAUCCAGCCCGUCGUUACGACAUCUAUUUUAUUUGUCAACGCCGGACUCUGGUGGUUUCGCGAAACAUGAUCUUGUAAAUUUUGGUCUAAAAGCGUAAUCCAGUGAUGUCUAAUGUAUUUUACACUUAGAUUGGUGAAAUUAUAAUACCGUUUUUAGUUACGUGAUGUGUAGGUCAGAAACAAAUAAACUUUCUCUCCGGCUUUUUUUGAAUGGUAUAUAUAAAUCCAUCGCUGACUUUUCUAGGUUUGUCCAGCUGUAUAUUGAGGGGUACUGGCAUGUUUAACCUUCAUUCAACAGAUUAUUUCUCCAAAUAAUGUCGCUGUUUAUGGAGGACUUUGUGCCCUUGCUUCGUUCGACAGACAAGAGCUUCAAAAGAAAGUCUUAUCCAGCAGGUAUAAUGUAGUACUGACUGACCUAUGUUUUGUUCCAACAUCAGUUACAAUUUUAGUAAGAAAGACAUACAGUAUCACAUACUAUAAGGUCUAGGAUCAGCGAAAAGGCUGGGAUUUUAACUGUGUUACGAAUCACUUUUUUAAUGAUAAAGAGGAACAACAUGCCAGUCUCUGUUUUUCCUUGUCUUCCAAUUUUCGGGUUACAGCCUUAAGUGUUUUUUUGUGGGAAUGAGUCAGCAUAUUGCAAAUUUGCUUUUUUUCAGAAGGUUUGUCUGUUUGUUCCCAAGUUAAGAACUGAAGACAGUAGUUUUGUUGGUGUAUUUUUAGUUCCUUUAAGCUGUUCUUGGAGCUGGAGCCACAGUUAAGAGAUGUGUUGUACAAGUUUCAUGAGUCACAAUAUGCAGCUUGUCUAAAACUACUGGACGAAAUGAAGGUACGUCUGAAUUAACUUGAAGCUUUCAUUGUCCAAAUUAUUAUGGUCAGAAACAACCCGUUCACAAAUUUUCCAACGUAUAAUUAAGCAAACAAAUUGCGAGAGGCCAGCGAAAUGAUUACUUCAGAUGAAUUUACCUUUUUUAAGGUGAUUUAUGUACAAAUCAUGGAUAAAUGCUGGUUUUGACUAGCGACUGAGUUGGAGUCUUAUUAGAAGCGUGUAGAGUCGUGAUCUACUGCAAAUUGUUGAAGUUGCAAGCAAACGUGGACGAACUAAACCAAUCACAAUGCAUGGGAACGAGCAUUUUGAUUGGUUUAGUUAUUCUUCUUCUACCUGGGACUCUGACAAUCUAGUUUUUACUGGAUCAUAAGCGACAGAUUAAGGGGAAUUGUGAUACAAUAGUGAGUGGUAUCGGUGAAGACAUUCUUUUGAUUAGUGUCACAAAUAAUGUGAGAAAACCAGGGGAGAGAAUUGUACAGAGUAAGUAGUAGUGAACAGUCACGUGUUCGAAUUCGUCAGUCACGAUAUUCACCCGAUGUGAUUAGAAUUAUACGAAGUAGUACCAUCUGUGAAACGCGGAAAAACGGAGUGUGAAUUUUGAACGUAACGGAAAUAUUCGCCUUAGUCGUGAAGUAUUUUUGUGAUUCUCUCCAGUUGUUCUCGUUUGGCCGUGUUCUUACAGCCCGCGGUGCACUGUGCAGCAGGCGUUUUUAUAAAGGUUAUGGUGUAACGAGCGAUCUCCUACUCUCCCCGGUCUCUCUCGACUUUCAAAAUCGUAGCGACUUCAGGGACUACAGGGCGAAGCCGAGCGCUUGCUUGCCCGAAAAAUACACCUUGUGCUAGUCUUUGAAAAGAUCAGGACAGAUGUCAAAAUCGUGAUUUUUAUUAUCCCGAUCGUAUGUUGGUCGGGACUCGGUAUUUCCAAUCAAAUACCGGGAGAAUCCCGACAAGAUCAGGAUGGUUGGACACCUCUUUUUGUCGAGUAGUAACUUGAAUCUUUGUUAAUAUUUUUUCUUACUUCACAGGACAACUUCAUGUUGGACAUGUAUCUUGCGCCACAUAUCAACACGUUAUACAGUCAAAUCAGAAACAGAGCUUUGGUGCAGGUACCCUAGCAUUUUGAUGUUUCGUUUGCUCAGUGCUUCUUGGUUCCAUUUUUGUUAGCAGUUUUGAACCUUACCUUGCGGGGCACUUUGCAAGAAACCCUGAUACGGAGACAGAAUUUCUUCGCCUCUCAUUUUGACUUGUUCACAUUUUGAGAACGUUCUCUGAAAAUUGUUAUACGAAACGCGAAAAAUUACGAAUCGUUUAAUCAGUUUCCUUGGAGGUAACAGUCGGUUUGCCGAAAGCCCGGAUUCUGUUAAAAGAAAGUCAGGAUAUGUUUGCCUGGCGGAGGCUUUAAUCAUUUUAAAGGGCUGAAAAUCUUGCAGUGAUUGAUUUCAAAGCCAACAGUAUUACGGUAUGUGUUUGUACAGGGGCACCCAACGCCUGUUUUCUGUAAAAUAUCUUGCUCGGAGAAGCAAAUAUUGCCUAGAAUUUUCUAAUACUUAAGGACAGUUAAAACUUUCUAGAUGACCGUUCCGUUCAUGUAUCGUUUUCGAAGCUUAUCUAAUAAAUUCCCUACGAUUUUGUGAAGUUUAAUUUUCACAUUUUUUCCCCCAAGUUAGGAUAUUUUUCGUAGAAAAAAGGAAAAAAAAAAUUCCCAAGCGAGGUUAAGAAGUUCUUCUAAAAAUGGUGCUAACUGGAAAAUUAGGCUACUCGGGUUCUUAAACAGGUUUUUAUUUUUUAAAAAUAAAUAAGGUACAUACAUACAUACAUAUACAUACACUUUAUUGAUGCUCCCUAAGUGGGCUUUUCAGCUCAAUAGAAUAAAAAAAAUACAAAUAUAUAAAUUAAUUGAGAAUGUAAAUACAAUAAUAUUAUAAUUACAAAAUAUAUAUCAAUAAUAUAAUAUAUCAACUUAAUAAAACAUUUGCAAGAUGACGUCUAAAAUUCCUGGGGCAUUUUAAGGACUUAAUGUUAUCAUUCAAGGAGUUCCAGAGUUUGGCUCCUCUGAAAGCAAAGGAGCGCUGCCCUGUUGACAGGCGACAUACAGGUAUAUCCAAAGCACCAGAUGAUCGAGUUUGUCUAUUAUGGACUUGAGAACGUGAUUUAAACAUAUCAGCAAGAUAGUCUGGAACAAGCUUGUUAAUACAUUUGUGCAUCAUAGUAGCGUCAUUUAGAAUGAGUUUCUCUCUAAUAGGAAGCCAUUUCAACGAUCGCAACCCAUCCGAAAUAUGGUCAUACUUUCUUAGUCCCAGAAUAAUUCGCCCAGCAAAGUUUUGGACUUUUUGUAACUUGUCAAUAUUGCUGCUGCUGGUAUUACUCCAGACAGUUGAACAAUAUUGGAGUUUACUAAAGACAAAUGAAUUUAUUACUAACAGAAGUGUUUUCCUAUCCAGGAGGUGCUUGAUUCUGUUAAUUUGGUACAAUUUAAAAAGGCAUUUAGAGGCAAUCUCAGUGAUAUGUUUGUUAUAACUGAGGCGUGUGUCGAGAAGAACACCCAAGUCCUUAACGACAGGCACAAGUGUUAUUUCCUUGUCAAAAAGUGUUAUACUGAAUGAUGACAGUUUCUUUAAAAGUUGUGGUAAUCCAACAGCUAGAACCUUAGUUGAUUGUCAUUGGUGGGUGUGGCCUAUUUCGGGCCUAUUAGUAUUUUUGGUAUUGCAUGCAUAAUGUUGUAAAAAUCCCUUUAAUCCAAGCCAUUUAUGAAGUUUAUACAAAGCUAUGUAGGUUAAACAGAACAAAAACAACAUCGAAACAUGAUACUGUGUGUUGCUGCUGGGCCAAACAUGGUACUGGAUUUCUCAAAAUAAGAACCUGUUUCAAAAUUGUUGGCUUAAACAGGUUCUUAUUUAAUAGAGUUCUACAUGGAAAAUCUUAGCCUAACAGGUUCUUAAAAUCUAGGUUUUUACUGUACUCUGGAUAGCCUAAAAAGUGUUUUCAAGAUGUAUUUAGGAUGAAACCUGUCGAUAGGUGCCCCUGUUUAUAGUAUUUAUUCCUUUUUAGUACUUCAGUCCUUAUGUGUCAGCGGACAUGGAGAAGAUGGCGCAUGCGUUCAACACAACAGUGUCAAACUUGGAAGACGAACUGUCAAACUUGAUACUUGAGGGUCAAAUACAGGCCAGAAUUGACUCACAUAACAAGGUAUAAUCGUGUUACUAUAUGUUCUGUCAGAAACCCAGAUUUUGUCUUUACCUUUUAUAUUUUAUGUAUUGCUGGCGAGACUUAUGCGAGCCAGCACACUGUUCUCUACAAUGGGGGGGGGAAGCGGCAUUUACCUCGUGUAUCGGACAUAGAUGACGUAAAACAAAACAACAAAAACCAUGAAACAAUACCAAGCAUAUUUUUCCCUGAACAGAAAACAAAGAGGUCUUUUGUUUUACGUCAUCUGUGUCCGGUACACGAAGUUCUGACGGAAAAGCCAAAAUUUGUCGGAUGUAAGAUCAGAGGCAUGCGCAGUUGAUUAGUUUUCUUAUUAUUUGGGGUAUUCACUCCUUUGCAAUGACGCACGUGGACGAGAGAUUUUUAUUUUCUAGAUUUCUCUCUUUGGUAGUGGAAGUAUUCAUUAAUGUCUCGAUCCAGAGCAUUUUAGUGAUGAAUCGCGAGGAUGACGAGAGAUUUAUAUGUGUUUGUGUGUUUGCUGGCUACUGGAGGUGCGAAGAUGUCGAUCAAAUCCUCCGUCAUGGAGAUUGUUUUCUCUCUGGGCACUCAGCAGAAAUGAUGUGCCAGGCAAAACUUUUUCUGUUCGGAGUAAACAGUCGAGUCUAGCUUGCUGGUCUCGGGAGAAAAGAGAAGAAAGGUGCGAGGCAAACCAGCUUUGCGUCUAAAGCGACUUCGGUACCAGAUGCAAUUAAUUGAAGUACUCUUCGCCCGUUGAGGCCUUAAAUUCGAUCGUUGUGUUAAAAUUUCUGCCCGUUGAGGUGAACAAUUUAGCUGAUAAUUUGACCAUGGGUCACAUUUUCCGUUGAGGCGAAAGAAAAGCUUGGAACUAUAUUGAUUUAAAAUGUGUAUCUCUCUUUGAAGCUAACCCCUGGCUAACCAUUCAACUAUAAAUGUUUUUGACUGUCGCGUCGGAAAGUGCCUGCCACCGUCGGGUCCAGUUGUUUUUAAACCUUCAAGUCAAAAGAAAACUUCUCGCACCUCCAUGGGCGAAUCGGCAAAAAUUGUUGUCAUACUAGAGUUGGCAGACACAAUAGUAUCUUGUCUUUUUCGGGAUCCAAGCACUUAACCGUUGGUGACCUUGAUGAAAUUAUUUCCAUAGGCAAGUAAAGAAAUCUAAAAAUAUGAAGAAGCAAUUACUAAAAACUCAGGCCUCGUCAAUUAUCUGCUUGCGCUUUGGAAAUUUACUCGAUCUUUUAAAAAGGCUUACUUACCCUAAAUCCCAGGGGUCAUUUUCAUUUUCUUCACUUUAUUUACUUUCAAACUGUUUACUCCGCAUUGCCUUCCAACUCUGACGCCAGCACUUACUUUCAAAUUGAAACUCCUAGCUUAUUUAUAUAUUUAUUUAUUUAUUUUCAUACAUCGUUAUUAUUCAUUCAUUGUAACAAACAUUUUUUCGGAAAUUUUUAAGAAAAUAGCUUUUUAUAAGAAACUUGAUUGUAUCACAAAACUCCUUUGUUCAAUUCUUUCUUGAGGCUUUUACUCACGGCAGUACGAUAUGGACAGGAUUUCUGCCAAAUUUCGUCAAAUUUUAAUGAGUAGGUUUUAUGUGUCAUCGUUAGUUUACAUUGUCUAUUAAAGGUCAAAUGAACCAAAAAUUCGACCUUCGGCCCACAAUGUGUUUGAAGUCACUGAACUUUGUCGCACUCGAGCUGAUAUUUUAAAACCCACGCUCGAUCGGACACUUCUAGCUUCGCAGAUCGCUAAAAUAUAAACAAAAUCCUCAAUGUAGAAGUUUUGACGUUGAUAUGUGGGCAGAAAAAGAGUUAAUCUUUAUCUAGUAAAUCUUCCCCAAGAUCGGUUUCGAAGCAACCAUAGGUUUUUAAACUUGAUCGUUUCGCGCAGAUUAAUUUUGCUUUGAGUUGUCAAGUUGAACAUGUAUAACACCUGUUAAAACCCAACGCGUAAGUAAGAUUUGCUUCAAACAAAUUUAAAGUUACAUAAUUGCAAAAACGUCUUUGGAGUUAUGUAUAAGAUUUAAUUACCGAUUGAGGUCACUUUAAGGACCAUAGACGCCACUUAAAGCUGGCAAAGAGAUACGACAAGCAAAGAACAAUUCCAUCAUGCAUAAAAUUCAGCUUAAGUGAACUAAAAAAAGCUUCAAUAAGGUUGUAAAACAACAAAUUUUCAUUAAAAAAACAUAAGGCUUAAGGCUCUUAUAGCUGCUAACAAAGAAGAAGUAUAUUUUCUGUACCGAAACAACCUACCUAAAGAUCUUAAAAACAAAAGAUCAGUUGCAAGCUUCGCAGCCAAGCCAUGAUGCCGACUACUUAGCUAGAUUAGCUAUUUUUAAUAACUGGUCUAUGCGAGGGUCUUCAUUCAAGCAAAUUACACUUAGCAAACUGAAUCUUUAGAAAAUACAGAAAACUGCACAUAUGGAUUUGUUUUGCUCGCUUCAGUCAAAUCCAGCUUCAGCAAUUGUUUACGGGCAAAGAGUCAAUUGUGUUGGAGUCACUGCCGGCAGUUGUCGUUCUCCGCUACGUCACAGCGAGUGAAAGGAAAAUUUGCGUACAGAGAGAUAACGAAAUUAUGGAAUUAAAACUGAGAAAACUAAAAGAAAAAACUCUGACUAUUAUUACUUGAGCAACAGAAAAAUAAUCGAAGUAGUUUCUUCUCGAGUAAGCUUGCUGGCCUUCUAAAAAUUAAUUCACAAAUCGAAUGCACAAUUAUCAGAAAAAUACAAACCUCUUUGGAAGUGUUCAAAACGUUUAAUAUUCCUCCUCAGACUGACGGAUGAUCUGUUUUUACUCUAACAUUGGUUGUUCUGAAUCCAAAGUAAUUUUCACGUGACGAAAAAACAACAACAACAAAAACAAAAACAAAAAGCCUUUACAAGGAGAAAACGUUCGCACCUUGUGUAUUUCAUUCAGUCUCAGUACUGAGAACUCUCACAGAACUCGACAAACAAACGCAGGCGAUAAGGGAUGCGCAGAAGCUUGCGCAGAGCGUUUUUCCGCCCUAAAAGACCAACAAUGACGUCACGUACUCUCCAGUCUAUCACGCGGUCAUUUCAGAAACGCUUUUAUCUUUCUAUAAAGGCUUGGGAAGAAAAAUCUUUACCCAAAUCUCACUUAUGAUGGUUCUUUGUAGUGUUUGGUGAAGGUAAAGUGACAAAAGAAAAUAUGUCAAUUUUUUGGUUCAAAGUACGCAUGCUUAACACUUGUGCGCGCGCUGAGAUCACGUGCUAUGUCUACACUUUUUUUAACAUAUUAAUUCUUCUUGUUGGCCUCCACAAUUGUAGGUGCUAUUUGCGCGAAACGUGGAUCAACGAAGUGUAACGUUUGAAAAAGCGUUGGAAAUGGGGAAGGAAUACCACAAGAGGACAAAGGUUAGUUCAUCUCGGCAGCUAAAGUGAAGUUCGCACAGGUGUGCCACUUAGGACAGUCAGUUGACACACACACACACACACACUAUACUUUAUUUCAUGCACAUCAUUUUGCUAUCUCCAACCGCAAAUAGCAAAAGCUAGACGAGGUGGGCGGAGAGGAAAGGUUUCAGCAGUCAUAACAGAUAAUAUAAUAAUUGUAAAGUAACUAAAUAAACUAUCUGGAUAAAUAAGAAUUACUGAAAAACAAGCUAAAGUUACAAAAUAUAUAGUCUUACAGAAUGAUAUUACAAUCAAAUUUACUACUAAUAGAACCUAUCGAUUAUUAGUACAUUGAGUCGAGGAUGCAGAAUUUGACUCUGAAGUUGAGAAAUAGUAUACCAGGAUCUGGAAGGUAUCACUUACUUGUUGGGAAAAGUAACAACUGUUGAAACUAAUACGCUUUUGAAUUGAAAUAUAUGAAAUGAAUCAUAUUUUGAACUGCGGAUAAAGUUAUUUCAACCGCAUAGUUAGGUUGUUCAUUCUACUACGACGAUCAUUUUCAUUUUCCUCAUUGUUUGCUUUUAUCUUGUUUUAGGCUUUAAUUCUCCGUGGAGCCAUCCUGCGUAACCAAAUCGUCGUCAAAGUAAGUUUUCUUUAACUACAACCUAGAAAUAAACAAAAAGAAAGAAAGAAAGCGACAACAACAACAGCCAGAGAUAAUAUCACAUUUUGUUCGGGAAGGGGAGUGAUGUGUGUGUUCCAGGGAAGGAGCUCGUUAGCCGUAAACCGGCCAUGUGAAGUUUAGUGGGGAAUUGUUAGAACAAGUGCUUAUGCUGGCGUGGAUCAGUCAUGCCCUCCUCAUAGCUCAUGUAAAAAGCGCUGAUUGCAACGCAUAAGCAUACUUAGGGAAGGAAAUUAAUCGUUAAAUGACCAAAACAUGAAUCUGUAACUGUAAAAACCAGCAUUUAGGCCAUCCGCUUUGUCCGUACGCACUUAUUAAAUACAAAAGCACUCUUGCGGGUUCAAUUUUGUCUUUACUCGGUCUAAACUUCAAAGCAUUUGUUGAGGCACCUGUUUUUGUCAGGGACCAAGUGAAAAUAAUUUUUCCUUUUUUGAACAUGGGAACGUUAACAAGCUUUUUCGUUUGUAUUCUUAGAGCCCUCCUCGAGAAUCCAGCUCUGGAGAUGUGUCUAUGCCGGUUGCGAGAUAAACAGCGUUCAGUACCAUGAAGAUCUUGUUAUCUUUAGAAUGCACGAGUACAAAAACAGGUUUUCGCCAAAGAGUCAAGGUGAAAGAUGUAAAGGCAAUGAGAGUGUUGCGAGGAUAAAAUAAGAACUCUUUGUGCAACUGUUCGGGUAUUAAGGGCUCGAAAAAAUGUCCCGUUCGGUCGUCCAGAGCAAGACGUAGAUUUUCUUGCUUUUUAAAGCUCACAUGCCCAGUAGGCAAGGGUUGCAGCAAUUCUUUUUAUAACUUAAGUAUUACCUAAGAAAUAUCAUCAAUAUCAAGAAAAAUUAGUAUCUCCAAAGGACAAGCUGGGAUUUUUUUCGAGUCCUGAGGUGUAAAAAACCAAUAUAAACUGUUUUUCAUCAGUGCUAGCUUGUAAAGCAUAGCACAAGAAAACAUAGAUGACGCUUGUUUAUAUUGAGGUAGUGGAUAAAACCGCUGUUGCGUUCUCUGUGGUUGUAGAAUUUGAACUGUCAUGAUUUACAAUAAACAUUUCUUUGAAAG
Molecule: messenger RNA, 19694 nt
Organism: Porites lobata
Lineage: Eukaryota; Metazoa; Cnidaria; Anthozoa; Scleractinia; Poritidae
Source: the annotation of a GenBank genome assembly